Molecule: messenger RNA, 854 nt
Organism: Lactuca virosa
Lineage: Eukaryota; Viridiplantae; Streptophyta; Magnoliopsida; Asterales; Asteraceae
Source: the annotation of a GenBank genome assembly
AUGGCCAAAAACUUGGUUAACCAAUAUAUCAUCUUUCUCCCACUCGACUUUCGACUCUUUAUCUCUGUUUCUUACUCAAGAAUGGGUGGAAAACUUGGUCUAGUCUUUGUUUUUUUGCUGGCUGUUGGCUCGCUAUGUGAUGCUAGAGAGUUAACUUCUACCUUUAGAAACAAGGUUUCUGCAAUUUCAGUUUUGCAAUCAAAGGCUGCAAAGAGAUUUGGAGUUUUGGGAAACGAGGGCAAAAAUGACAAUUUGUGUACUUUGUGUGAAGAAUAUGCUUCUGAAGCUCUCUUUUUCCUUGAACAAAACAAAACCCAAAAAGAAAUCAUCUCCGCUCUUCAUGAAUCUUGUGAUAAAUUACAGUCAUUAAAGAAACAGUGUAUCACUUUAGUAGAUUACUAUGCUCCUCUAUUUUUCCUUGAAAUCUCAACUGUUAAACCUGAAGAAUUUUGUGGAAAAGUUGGACUUUGCAAAGAAAUUGUUGCUUAUGCUCAUGAAUUCUCAGAAAAUAGCUGUGAUGUUUGUCAUUUAGCUGUUUCAGAAGCUGUUUCUUUGUUAAAAGAUCCUGAUAAUCAGUUGGAAAUCUUGCAGUUGCUCUUGAAACAAUGCAAAACUGUGGAGAAGUACUUACCAAAGUGUAAAUCAUUGGUAUUCGAAUAUGCACCUUUGAUUCUUGCAAAUGCAGAGCAGUUUUUGGAGAAAGAAGACAUAUGCAGUAAGCUUCAUGCUUGUGAUUCUUAUGAACAGGUUCCUUUGAUUUCAGACAACUGAAAAUGCCAGAAAUGAAAUGGGGUUGAUGAUCUUCUUGACUUCUUGUGAUUCCUGGAAUGGGUAUUAUUGUCUUUCUCCACAAU